GUGUUUUUCUUUACAGAUUUGCUUUGAGUUAACACAAGGACGCAGACCGAAGAGACGACAGAAUACCAUCUUGAUCAAUUUUUUCUUCACCAGCGACGGACAUUUUGAUUCCACUUUACUUACUUGUUCAAGAAGAAAACCUGCAUAAAACCCGCCCAUUAAACAAAGCAAAUUUUUUCCUUUACAAAAGUUUGCUUUAUACAGCCAUGACAGUUUUCUCUUUUAAACUGUUAUAAAAGCAAUCAAAAUUCGUGUUGCUAUAAAGCACAGUUAUAAAAAAACAACCUGGGCGCUGAGGAGAAAAGUUUUUGAUAAGUCAUAUACCAUGGGGACAGGACCUGUGGACCCAAGAGAACUUCUCAAAGCUCUUGACUGCUUCUUGGGCAAGGAAGGAGAAAUCAAGUCUGCAGAGGGAGUCUCUAAAAUCUUCAACUUAAUGAAAGGCUCUCAGAAGAUGGUCAGCAGAUGUAUUUAUCUCAAUAUAUUGUUGCAGACUAAAUCACAGGAUCAUCUUAACAAGUUUAUAAGAGUUGGUGGUUAUAAACUGUUAAAUGCCUGGUUAACCUACGCUAAAUCAACAAGCAAUGCACCUCUUAUGCAGCUGAUACUACAGACGUUGCAGAUGUUGCCACUUACUGUUGACCAUCUCAAACAGAAUAAUACAGCCAAGUUGGUGAAACAACUGAGUAAAACUGGAGAAAAUGAAGAGCUCAGAAAGCUAGCAGCUAUGCUGGUUGAUGGAUGGAUGGCCAUUAUACGUUCCCAGAGUGCCACGGCAGCAGCAUCCAAUACACAUAUAGAUAAGAAGAAGAAAAAGGAAGAAUCUAAAGUAAAAAUAGUAGAAAAAGUGGAGACAAAAAUGGAAGAUGCCAACAAAAAAGAUAAGCCAAAGACUGUGAGAACAACGGCACCAAGCCAUGCGAAAUUUAGGUCUACAGGACUGGAACUGGAAACGCCUACUCCAGUUUUAACAAAAAAGAUUCAACCCCCGCCAAUUCAGCUAGGUGACAAAUAUAAAGUAGCUCCACUAAAAAGGCAAAGCUCUGCUCCAGUUGAGACACCUCCAAUAGAAAAGAAAUACAAACCUCUCAACACUACUCCAAAUUCUACUAAGGAAGUUAAAGUUAAAAUCAUCCCACCACAGCCAAUGGAAUGCAGUGGGUUUUUGGAUGCUUUGAAUUCCGCUCCAGUUCCAGGAAUAAAGAUUAAAAAGAAGAAGAAAGUGGUGUCUCCAACUACGCAGAAGCCUUGCCCAUUUGAGACCAAAAUGUCACAGGAUCCCAGUCCUGUAAAGCCACCUUCUCCAGUUGAGGUUAUGGACAUAGAUCAGCCAGGCACUCCAGUUCCAGCAGUGGAGGUACCAGAGCCCAUGGAUAUUGUUCCUGAUGAGACAAAAGCACUACCAGAGGCACGUAAAGAAGAUAACACUAUGACAAUUCAGAAAUCAAAGAAGAAGAAGACAGUACAUUGGGCAGAAGAGCUUACUCUGCGGCAGUACUACUAUUUUGAGUUGGAUGAGACAGAGAGAGUUAAUGUCAACAAAAUCAAGGACUUUGGCGAAGCUGCCAAACAAGAGAUGAUGAAGGAUCGUCGAGCCUUUGAAACAGCACGGCGACUGUCUCAUGAUGCUAUGGAGGAAAAGGUGGCUUGGAGUUGUCCACGUCCUCUUUCCAUUCCCGAGAGCCUUGUUGUUCCAGGUAGUGGAAGUGAAGAGAAGUUAAUACAGCAGGAAAGAGAAAAGGGGAUCCUCCAAGAGAUCUUCCUGUAUAAAGAAAGUGUCCCAGACAGCCCCCAUGAGCCUGAUUCAGAAGCAUAUGAGCCAAUACCACCAAAGCUUAUCCCCUUGGAUGAGGAUUCUACAUUUAUGGAUGACAGCUAUAUGGACCCUGUGGAUCCAGCUGCCCCUUCUCAGUCUCCAGAUAAUUCAACAGCAAAGCUACCACCCAUUCUUGCUAAUCUUAUGGGCAGCAUGGGAGCUGGCAGGAGCCCUCAGCAGCAAAAUGCUGGAAGUGCACCACCAGUCAAUGUUCAAGAGCUCCUCUCCACUAUAAUGGGAGCCCAGGGGAAUCAGAAGACAGAGGACCUAAUAAAGCAGCCUGACUUUUCUGAUAAAAUAAAGCAGCUUCUAGGAUCUCUGCAGAAUCAGAACCAAAGCCAAACUCAGGGUUCUGGGACAGCAAAUUCAGGACUGCUAGGACCUGGGCCAGGAGCUAACGGAAACUUUCCUCCUACUCCAAAGAAUGGUCCUCAUUUUUCACACAGUACACAACGUGCACAUUAUCAGGGGCCUCAUGGUGGGGGCAGUGGAAGUGACGGAGGACCUCCUGGAGUGCCACGAAUGAUUGGACCACCACCUAACCAGCAACGUGGUGAUGGUUACUGGGAUCAGCCAUGCGAGUCUAUGAGGGGAGGACCCCAUGGCAUGAGAGGUGGCCCUUACCAUCGUGGGAGAGGGGGAAGAGGUGGAGAGCCAAACUUCAGAGGGCGACAGAGCCGGGGAGGUGGUGGCAAUGGUGGACCACCAAGGGGUGGAGGGCCCAACAACCAGCAUAUUGCAGAUAUGUCAAUGCGUCCAGUAUGCCGUCAUUUCAUGAUGAAGGGCAGCUGUCGUUAUGAGAGCAACUGUGCGUUUUACCAUCCGGGAGUGAAUGGACCACCUUUGUGAAUGUUUGUGGGCUUUAUAUGAACUUUGGGCCUAAGAAAGUAGCACCUCUCUGAACUUUAAUUUCUGAUGCUGCUGCAGUGAUUGAGCAUCCUUCCAUCCAUGCCUUAACGUCUGGCUCAUCAUUGGUGGUGCAGCUAACAUUCUUAGUGGGGCUGUUCUUUUAUCAUUUCAGCAUUAUGAUGGUCUUUUUUUUUUGAACAGCUUGACCAAAUCAAGACUUUUUUGUGUAUAUUCACUAAAAUUCCCAUAGAAAUAGGAAUUCAUUUUCCAAAUUGAAUGAGGGAGUACAAAUGACACUGAAUGUCAGCUGUGUAUAUCCACUGUGAAAUACAUAUUUUUCUGCCUUUUUAUUUAAUAUAUCUGAUGAGAUGACCACAUUUUUAAUUGAAAGCAAAAAAAAGUCUGUGGUUAAAACACGAGGUGACUUUUUUGCAAUUUUCAAAGUGGAUCUACACAUUAUUUUAAAAUAUUUUUCAACAAUAGUACACUUUUUAGUGUAUGGCUCCAGAUUUCUCCAUUCAAACAGAAAAAUGAUUUCUUACAAAAAAGUUAGUUUAUUUUGUUUGUCAGAAACAUUAAAAGUUAACUUGAUAUGAACUUUGGUAAUUACGUAAAUUGCCUUUUUUAACCAACCUACUUAAAGCGGGGAAAGCAUAGCUGCCACAUUUACAGUUGGUUUUUAAACUCUUACCACGGUGCAGCAGCAGCACGACAUAAUUAAGCUGACAUGUUUUAAUGAAAGCAGACUACAGUAUUACACAUUUGAAAUAUUUAUUUGAUCUGUGUAUAUUUUUGAUGUAUAUAUUGUGUAUAGACCUGUGUUUAAAAAUGAACAUUUUUUGUUUUACCUAAAGAUAUUUGACCACUAAGCCAGUAAGUUCUGGCGUUCAGGUUUACGCAGACAUUCAAAUGCUGUGUGCAUAAAAAGUUGCUGGGCUGUAAGUGUUCUCCGAACAAGUCUUGAAAUGUCUUUGGACCCCCACAUUCAAUGGUGGCUGAAGUGCUUCUGCUGAUUGUGACCCAGUUUAACCACCCAUCCCCAAAAAACAAGAAGCAGACCCAUGGCUGCCAAAACCACAUUGUCCUGAUCAGCAUGAUUUUAAAGAAAGCAAAUUGUCUCUGUUUGUCUUUGACCCCAUUGUUAAGUUUCUUGGUAAUUUUUUUUUUUUUUGUCUCAUUUUGCAAAGAACAAGAAUGAUGGCUUGGAAUAUUGACUUCUAUUUAAACACCAGCAGAUUUAGUGCUCCACCAAUUACUUUUUCAUUCUUUCCACCCAAACACACACACACCUCGAUUUUAAAUACCCUAAAUUAAUCUGCAUUAAUGCAGCAGGUCACCUUUUAAAAAUCCAUCAAUUUGAAUCCAGUGAUUUUUUUUUUUUUUUUUAAUAAACUUGAGUUGUACUGAUGUAAGUUUUUAGAUUUAGAUUAGAACCGAUCAAGAUGUGGCACAGAGUGAUGGAUUGCAUUUCAUUUGGUUAUUUUUCCUCAGUAUUUAAUUUGACAGGAGACUUGUGUAAACACACUGAUCCUUUGACAGUAUUCUCCACUACUCAAAAGAUUUAACAAUACCAAAAGAAAGUUUCAAACAUCUAAUGUAGAGUCCUUAUAGGUAACUGAAAAAUGACAACGUUACAGUAUAGCACAGUAUACAUUGCAGUCAUACAAUGUUGACAUCAAAACUGUAAGUUAGUUGGGUCCAUCAGGUGAAGCACUUGCCGUGAAAAGCAGCCUUUGCCUUUUAAGCACAGUAGCAUUUGUACUGGCCUCCACAUGCAUUUUGUUAACCCAGGGGGAAGACUGAAAAUAAAUAAGCUGCUAUUUUUAUGAAAUUUGGCUGUAUAAUUAUGACACUAGAAUUUGUCAUAGGCUGCAAAAAGGUGCUCAACAAUCUCUUGUUUUCUGUGAAAACGUGUUGCUGUCUCUUCUGGGACUUUCUUUCACCUUCAUUGAGAUGUAAAUAUAAUAAUGUUUUGUAUAUAUUUUGUAUAUUUCUUAAUAAAGGUAAAGAAAUUGUUUAUA
Messenger RNA from Polypterus senegalus (gray bichir), 4686 nucleotides. RefSeq names its product protein phosphatase 1, regulatory subunit 10 (gene ppp1r10). The record is from RefSeq and is a predicted model, not a curated record. Gene Ontology annotation, molecular function: metal ion binding. The transcript has 18 exons. Gene Ontology annotation, cellular component: nucleus. Bases 326 to 2665 code for a protein of 779 amino acids. Lineage: Eukaryota; Metazoa; Chordata; Cladistia; Polypteriformes; Polypteridae.